This is a messenger RNA of Nylanderia fulva, 2224 nucleotides long. It is a transcript of the gene Arp5, whose product is annotated as Actin-related protein 5. Lineage: Eukaryota; Metazoa; Arthropoda; Insecta; Hymenoptera; Formicidae. The record is from RefSeq and is a predicted model, not a curated record.
AAAUUAUUCCGGCAUUUUGCCAAUUAAUUUUGUCGUUGAUGAGUAAAUACGAUAAAGAAGCAACACCGUGUGACUCGUAGAUUGUAGAUACGUAGACAGGUUAUAUUGACGUCUUGUGACUGUACGCUUUGCAAAGCGUAUCUCUCAGUAAAAUGGAGAUAGAAUUAAUUGAAUUGAAAGAUAUAAAGGCCGUACCGGACAUAAUACAUGUUUAUCCAGAACGAGUGAAGACCGAAUAUACGCCACUCGUUAUUGACAAUGGAUCCUAUAACUGCAGAGUCGGUUGGGCUACUGAAAAGGAACCGCAAUUAAUAUUCAAGAAUCUCAUCGCAAAACCGCGAAAGGAACGUGGUAAGAAAGAUGGGGAGCCUCAGGUUGGAAACGACAUAGCGAACAUUGAAGCAGUUCGAUUUCAAUUGAAGACUCAGUUUGACAGAAAUGUAGUGACGCAUUUCGAAGCUCAAGAACAGAUAUUUGAUUAUACAUUUACACACAUGGGUAUAGAUACGGAGGGCACUGUAGAUCAUCCAAUUAUUUUGACGGAGGCAUUUCUCAAUCCCAAUUACUCUCGUAACUUAAUGGCAGAAUUGUUAUUUGAAUGUUACAAUGUACCAUCGAUAGCAUAUGGUAUCGAUUGCUUAUUUUCAUAUCAACACAACAACUGCCCACCAGACGGACUAAUAGUUAGCAUAGGAUAUCACACAACUCAUAUAAUACCAAUACUAGAUGGAAAAGCAGAUGCCACAAAUGCAAGAAGAAUUAAUGUUGGUGGAUAUCACAUAACAUCAUAUAUGCAUAGACUUCUUCAAUUAAAAUAUCCAGUACAUGUCAAUGCAAUAACACCUAGUCGUGCAGAGGAGAUAAUACACGAACAUUCGAUGAUUGCUUUAAAUUAUCAAAACGAAUUAUCCAAAUGGGCAGAUGUGGACUACUAUGAUACACAUGUUUUAAGAGUACAAUUGCCAUAUAUCGCACCUAGUACAACUCCUGGCCUUACACUUGAGCAGCAAAAAGAAAGAAAACGGGAAUUAGCACGAAGACUAAUGGAAAUUAAUGCUAGAAAGAGAGAAGAAAGGUUAGCAGAAGAUGAAGAGCAACUUAAUCAACUGUUGGCAGUCCAAGAUCUUUUAGAAGAAGGUGAAAUCGAUGAAUUUGAUCAAGCAUUAAAAACCUAUUCUCUUGCAAAUGAAGCUGAUUUGAUCAAAAUGAUUAACAAUCUACAAGCAAAAGUAGAGAGAACCAGACAGAAAAUCGUCGCUGCUAACUCACAAGAGGAAAAUAUAGUGAUGGAAGAAAAACCUAAAAUUAAAUCAAGUCUUCAACCUAAGGAUCAACAAGAUUUUGAUGAAUGGAUAUCUGGAGUCAGAAAGAAAAGACAAGAAUUAUUGGAUAAACGUAUGGCAAAGAGACAAAGAAGACAAGAUAUGGCAAAGCGAAGAACAGCUGCUGCACAGGAGAGAAUGCGUCUAAUUAGCCAGUUGGCGAAAAAAGAAAAGCGUGAUGACGAUUUUGGUAUGCGAGACGAAGAUUGGGAUGUAUACAAAGUUAUAAACAAAGAAGGUGGCGAUUCUGAUUCAGAAUUAGAGCAAGAGAAGUUAUUGGAAUUGGAAGAUGUUUUACGUCAUCAUGAUCCAGAAUUUGAUAGCGCUGGUUCCAGUGUUCCCAUGGUUCCUGGGGAAACUCACCAACUUCAUGUAGGCGUAGAGCGUCUAAGGGCACCAGAAUUAUUGUUUCAACCAUCUAUGGUUGGUUCUGUGGAAGCUGGGAUUGCCGAGACAAUCGAAUUUGUUUUAAAACAAUUUCCGCCUGAAGAACAAACGCGUCUCGUGAGUAACAUAUUUCUUACUGGUGGACCAACAGCUUUUCCAGGAUUAUUGGAAAGAUUGAAACGUGAAUUACGCGAAAUGAGACCUUUCGGAUCAAACUUUCAAGUUAAUAUUGCAAAAAAUACUAGCUUGGAUGCUUGGUACGGUGCGAGAGAUUUCGGUUUAAAUGGCAACCUUCCUGAGUAUUUAGUCAGUCGUAAAGAAUAUGAGGAGAAAGGUGGAGAGUAUUUAAAAGAACACUUGUCAAGUAAUACUUAUAGUCGAUCGCCCGAUCCUUUACCAAUGAUACAAGUACCUGUAACAUCCGAGCAAGUAAUUGUAGAAGAUGCUGUAGUCGAUGUGGAAAUUGAAUAAAAAGUAAGAAUAAUUAAGGUAAUAAUUAAUAAUUAUACACGCAU